Hibiscus syriacus is the source of this 651-nucleotide messenger RNA. RefSeq lists its product as uncharacterized. The coding region runs from base 54 to 539 and encodes 161 amino acids. Lineage: Eukaryota; Viridiplantae; Streptophyta; Magnoliopsida; Malvales; Malvaceae. The transcript is spliced from 3 exons. The record is from RefSeq and is a predicted model, not a curated record. Gene Ontology annotation, molecular function: protein binding.
UUUGGUUCUAAAAACUAGGAGUAUAACUCUGGGUUUCAAAAACUGUUUGUUUUAUGGGGAAAUCAAUUGUUUGCACGACGAAAGGCCAAGACUUUGCAAAAGCAGUCCCAUCAGACAAACUCCACGGGCCAAAACACGUCAAACCCAUAUCCAGAAACAGAGUUUCUUGCCGCGAAAAGGCGAGGCCGAGUGGCGUCCGUCUCAACUCAGAGCGAGUCAAUCAGAAGGCAAUGGAUAAUAAUAAUAAUACCUGGGGUGACCAGGACCGGGUUCCGCUGGCUCAGGUGGUUUCCGAGUUGGUAAAAGGAUGGUUCCAAGACACUCUUAAGGAGGCCAAGGCCGGUGAUACCAACAUGCAAAUCCUUGUUGGACAGAUGUAUUGCAAUGGCUAUGGUGUUCCUAAAGAUGUUCAACAGGGGCAUGCUUGGAUCGGUAAAGCUUCAAGGAGCAGAUCUUCCGUAUGGAAAGUUAGUGAUAAGCGUCCAGGUUACAACGCCAGUGACUCAGACUCUGAUGAACCGAGGGGUGAUGCACAAUGAGCUUGAACUUGUAUUCCUUUUAAAAUUGUCAGCAAAUACGUAAGUUGUAUUCAAUUGUUGGUUCUCCAUUUCUUGUUACUUGAAAGAAUCAAAUAAACAGAAAUUUUCCUCA